This is a messenger RNA of Syngnathus typhle (broad-nosed pipefish), 1133 nucleotides long. RefSeq lists its product as uncharacterized. The transcript is spliced from 8 exons. Lineage: Eukaryota; Metazoa; Chordata; Actinopteri; Syngnathiformes; Syngnathidae. The record is from RefSeq and is a predicted model, not a curated record. Bases 1 to 942 code for a protein of 313 amino acids. Gene Ontology annotation, cellular component: membrane.
AUGCAGCACAGGCUGCCACACGCUCGUUCGGAAGUUCCUCUCAGGAGGGGCACUUCAAGCUCAGCCACCGUCGCCGCCAUGAGAGGCUACCGUGUCGUCAAGUACUUGCUGUUUAUCCUCUGCUACGUCUUCUGGGUGUUGAGCACCGUUCUCAUUGCGGUGGGAAUCUACGCCAAGGUGGCCAAGGAGAAAGAUGUGGUGGAUACCCUGACGUUGGACCCCGCUCUGCUCCUGAUGGUCAUUGGCUCCCUUACCUUCUUCAUCACCUUCCUGGGAUGUCUGGGCGCACUGCGCAACGUCACCUGCCUGCUCAAGACGUUUGUGUGCAUCCUGGCGCUGUUGCUGCUCCUGCAGCUGACAACGGGAGUUGCGGCCUAUCUCUUCACGGACACGAACUUUGUUGUGGAGGUGAUGGAGCGGACGGAGCGGCUGAUGAUGAUGAGCAUUGUUGGCUAUCGGGAGGAUCGUGACUUGGAGAAUGCCAUCGACUUUGUCCAAAAGAAGUUCCAGUGCUGCGGCGUGGAGGGCUACCGGGACUGGUCCAGGAAUGUCUACUUUGAUUGCUCCGACGCCAAUCCCAGCGUGGAGGCCUGCAGCAUUCCCUUCUCCUGUUGCAUGGCCCCCGGCAACCAGUUGGUGCUGAACACCAUGUGCGGCUUUGGGACCCAGCGGCAGGAGUGGUCGCUGGCCCAGCAGGGCGUCUUCCUGGACGGAUGUUUUGACAAGAUUGCUCGGUGGCUCAAGCAAAACGCCAGGAUGGUGGGCGGCCUCGCUGGAGGGCUGGUGCUUUUCCAGACUUGCACGAUGUCGCUGGCGUGGGCUCAGGUGUGCUGGAUUAACAAAGUUGGCCGGCGCAAGGCAAUGCCAGCGAGCAGGAUUGCUUCAUUGCAGAAAAAAGACCACAUGUGGUUUCCCGCCUUCGCUGACUUUCACAAGCAAUGACGGGAAAACCGUUGCUGUGCUGAGCUGCAUCAGCUGCUGUUUGCACCAGCUGCUGUUUGCACCUGGUUACCAGAUAGCAAACACAUGCCCGGAAAUAAGUAACUCAGCUUUGCUGCAUCCCAUAAUACACUUGGCCAACAGCCACAGAACCGCUGAGGAAAAGUCCAAAUAAAGAGAAAGCUGAAAAUUCA